UUUAAAGAUCAAAGAUCUUAUGUUGUUGAAAAGUGGACUUUUAACAGUUAAUGAAUUUUAAGAUUCGUGCCAAGUUUGUAGAAUUGACAAGGCUACGCAUGUGUUUUGGUAAUCGCACGUGGUUAAAUUGUUUAAAAUCCGUUAAAUUUGAACUUUUUUAAAAAAACUCAAUGAAAUUUUGACGACAAAAUUUGAAUUCUUUUGUAAGAGUCAAAAUUUUGUAAACAAAGAAUAAGAAUAAGUGAAAAGCAUUAAUUCAUGCUAUUAAUAGAGCAUAACAGUAACUGAUUUAUAUUUAUAAGCGUUUAUAGAACUAUAAGAAAGUGAAUUUUCAUACUAAAAGCCACACAUCCCUUGACAUUUUAUCAGAAAAGGAAAAUUAAACUACAAAUUUAUUUUCUCAUCAAAAAAUAGUAAUUUAAAACGUUCAAUAUGUGGGUAAAAAAAGUACAAAAUAGACGGAAGAAAUAUUAAUUAACGUACACACACAUCACAAUAUAAAAAUGCAAUAAAAUCAUCUCGUAAAAGCAAUAAAAAUUAAAAAUAGAAGAACAAAAAUUUUAAUCAUUUAGUGCAGUGAAAAUAAAGCAAUAUUAUCCAUAAGUAAGGCAUAUAUAAGAAAACAAGAAUGUGGAAUAAGUUAUUUAAAAAGAGGCAAUCAAAACAAUCAGAUAAAUCACAAGCUGUUGCUAGUGAAGUCAGAAAAGUGAAACAAAGACCGACAUCCACGACAAAAUGCUUUUCUUUUCGUACCGCUGGAACUAAAAUGAAUGGAAAUGAUCAUUACAUGCUUAGUAAAGAGAAUUUUCCAUUUUUCCAAUUCGAAUCGGAAAUUUAUAAGAAACCAGAUUUCAAUGCCGACUAUUCACGUCUUUAUCAGCCUGAGCAACAUCAAGAUCAUGACGAGAAUCAGCAAAUAAAUGAAAUAUUUAUUGAAAUUCCACCGCCAAAUAUUCGGCUUGAUUUAUGUCCUGUCUGCAGUCGUCGUUUUGCACCUGAAACGCUUCUAAAGCAUGUCAUGAUAUGCGAAAGAAUCAACACAAAGAAAAGAAAGCCUUUUGAUUCAUCACAACAGCGCCUUAAAGGAACAGAACAUAUCGUCUCAGCACCAACAGAGACCACGCGAGUCUCACCACCAAAAACGUUCUUGCAACGCAAACCGAGCUUGACGAGCCUUAAAACACAAUCAAUAAAUACAAUAGAGCCACGACAUAUUCCACUUGAUAAUAUGAGUCGAAAGAGUUCUACAAUAAGUUUGGCAAGUACUGUUUCGCGACCAGCUGUUAAACGAGUGUCAUCACAGCCCAGCCCAGAAAAGUGUCCUUAUUGCGAAAGAGUUUUUGGCUUUAAAGCUUACGAUAGACAUGUUGAAUGGUGCAAGGAAAAGUCUCUCAUUAAACCAAAUCCUGAUCCGAGAACUGUAUCGAUUGCGAAAGAGAGACUCAAAACAAGAAUUGGAUAUAAAGCACCGAAUUUGAAAACUAAACGCGGUGUUACUAGAGAAAAAUAUGCGGCAAGCUGCAAUGGAUCGACGCACAGUCUUGCAGACUUUGAUUCGACUAUAAAUUCAAUGACUUCGUCUUUUACUAGUGAUAAUGGAAAUUACGAUCCAUUUUUAUCGGCAAAGAAGCAGUUGGAAGAACUUUUUUCGCCCACGACACCAACACCAUCGACAAAAAUGAUUAAUUCAAUGAUGACCACACCGAAUAGCGGCAUUAGUAAUAAUAAGCAUAACAAAAGUAAUAACGAUAUAAUGUCAAAGUCGUUCACGAGUCAAACAAUCUCUCCAAAGACACCACAGCCAAUCCCAAAAAUGCAAAGUAACUUUAGACGCACCUCAUCGCUGAGAAUAUCAAAUCGCAAGCCGAAGCCUGUUUAUACGCCACCAAUUAAAUCAAAUGUCCAUUGUGGCAUCACUGAUGAUGGUCCAAUUUCACCGAAUUUCGUUAAGGCUACCGAUUAUGAUGAGCUUCCGAUUAAGUCGCCUUAUAGUGCCAUAAAAUUAGUAGAGAAAGCAGCAUCGCCUCCACAUAAUUUAUUAAGAGCUUCACUGUCUCCAUCUCCAUCACCAACUUUGCCUGUCUGCAAUAACAAUAAUAAUAGUAAUAAUAGCAAUAAGCCUGUAUUAAUGAGAGACAAAGCAAACGGAUUGUUUAGAAAGAAUCUUAAAUUGGACUUGAAGAAUCCAAACAUGCCAUCUGCAGACUAUCCAUUAUCAAAAACUGACUCACUUGCUCUCUUUCUUAAAUAUGAAAGUGAAUUAUCAUCACAGCUAUCUGAAAAGGACCUUAAAGAUAAAAGCAAUAACAGCUUGAGUAAACGUUCAGUCACAAAUUUCCUUCUUAAAGAUCAAAAGUUACCGGAUAUAAAUGGAAAGACAAUGAUGAUGAAGCCACAACCAAAAACACAGGGAAUUGUGAACAAUUUCAAUAAUUUAAGUAGCAUUGAGCAAGAGAAGGAACUUAUAUCGAUUGAUAAUUUAAAUGCAAGCUUACAGCAGCAAAGUGACAUAACAGACAGUGGCAAAAGUCAUUCAGCACCAUUAAAAUUGAUAAAUGCAUGUGAUAAUUUGCCUUUGCUUAGCAAUAAUAAUAAUAAUAAUAAUAAUGUUAGUGAUAAAAGCCGUUCGCCAUCAUUGGAACCGCGUGAAUCUCCUGAAAAAGCGACAGUUGGAACUAGUCGUCGCAGUGGCAGUGGAUUAAGACGUCAGAAAAAAUAUAAUUUAGAUAAUAUUCUAUUUGAUACAGAACCAGCGGAAACGAUGAUGAAAACGACACCGCCAAGCAGUAGUGAUAACAGUAAGAACAAUAGCCUGAUUCGUCCUGAUUCGAGAGCAUCAAAUAAUGGGUCAAUUUUUGAGGAUUUUGAUUUUGAUCAGUUUAUAGCCUCGUUCACAGACGAUGAGAAGUUUCCAAUUUUUAAAGACUAUAAAAUGCUGUUGAAUAAGUCUGUGAAAGCGGAUGAAGAGAAUAACAAUAAUAGUCGUAAAGAUGAAUCAAAAAAUAUUAAGGAUGAUAUCAUUAAUAACGUUAAUAAUAAUAAUAUUGCAAGUAAGCCAAUACAAAUUCAGCCACAACAACAAUUACAGCAGCAGCAGCAACAAAAGACUCAAAAUGACAUGACGGGAAUGCAAAAACUCGAUAAUUUAUGUAAAAUGCUUUCUGGUAAUUCAGAUUCUGAUGAAAGUAAUAGCUUCGAAACUGAUCCGAGUGAAUCGCAAACGACACGAUCUAAAUCAAGCGCAGAUUCUGCAUAUGGAAGCUUGUCAAGACAAUCUCAAUCGCCACUAGAUUAUCGUAAACUUCCAAAUCAAUCGAACGGAAAUGCAAAUUACAUUCGUCAACCGCCUUCAUAUAUUCCACCACCUGUCCCACCUCGACAACAUUUAGAGCUUAAAACAACAGAAAUUGUCUUGAGUCCCGUUAAAGCGCCUGCAUUUCAAGAAACAAUAAUGAUUCCGAGAAAUGGAAAUCCACAAUUGGGACGAUCGAUGAGUAAGGAUGAGCCAGCGAAUGACAAUUUACAGUUAUCAAAGUUUUGCCACAUGUGUGGAUAUAAGUUUGUUGUACCAACAGCCAAGUUCUGUAUUGAAUGUGGCGUGCGAAGAAUUAAGGUCUAAUUUUGAUAAUUUAUAGACAUUUUAUUCACUAAAUUGAUACGAUUAACCCACUCAAAUAAUAUUAAUUAAUAAUAUUUUUAAUACAGCAUUAAUGAUUAUUCACAUAUUCUGGUCGUUAGCUAGCUAUCUAGAGUCAUUAAGUGUUUAACGCUUAGCAAAUUUUUGUAGUAACUUUAUCUUUCUUAUCUUUUUCUUCUUGUGCCUUACUUAAUAUUUUCCCAAUUUUCUUAUAUUUUUCAUUUUAACAAGACUGAUUUUAAGAUAAUUUAAUUUUUCUACACGAAAAAAAAAGAUGAUUGACGAGAUUUAACGGCCAUUUAGAAAAUCAACAAAUUUAUUUUAGUGCUUAGAUCCGACAGUAACAAUUUUCAAUUAAUUUUAAUGUCAACUCAAGAAAAUUAAAAACAAAAAAGUAACUAAUCAAUUAUUUUAAAGAAUUACUGUUCACUACAAAUGAAUAAAAUGUAAAGAGUCGUCACUAUAAUCAUUUUUCACCACUGGAAUUAAAAUUGUAGAAAGUAAAAAUAAAUCUUUUUGGAAAAUAAAGAUUAAGAUAAAUUUGAA
Messenger RNA from Chironomus riparius, 4183 nucleotides. The record is from the annotation of a GenBank genome assembly. Lineage: Eukaryota; Metazoa; Arthropoda; Insecta; Diptera; Chironomidae.